Mesitornis unicolor (brown roatelo) is the source of this 667-nucleotide messenger RNA. RefSeq names its product FUN14 domain-containing protein 2-like. The record is from RefSeq and is a predicted model, not a curated record. NCBI's taxonomy places the organism in Eukaryota, Metazoa, Chordata, Aves, Mesitornithiformes, Mesitornithidae. The annotation marks the transcript as partial. The transcript is spliced from 4 exons. Gene Ontology annotation, biological process: autophagy of mitochondrion. Gene Ontology annotation, cellular component: mitochondrial outer membrane.
GUGCCCGCAGGUGUGAAGGAGGACUCGUUCAACGUGCUGGACCUGGCAGAGUACACCAAGAACCGGCCCUGGUGGCGCAAGGUCUUUGCCCCCAGCUCCGGGUCAAGCGCUGAGAAAUACAACGUGGCCACACAGCUGGUGAUCGGAGGGGUCACGGGAUGGUGUACCGGAUUCAUCUUCCAGAAAGUCGGAAAGCUGGCAGCGACAGCAGUGGGAGGUGGCUUUUUCCUCCUUCAGAUUGCAAACCACACGGGAUACAUCAAAGUGGACUGGAAGUUACUAGAACGGGACGUGAACAAAGCCAAGCAGCAGCUGAAAUUUCACAGCAGUGGUAACAAAAUAGCUCCAGAAAUGAAAAGCAAAGUGGAUGAGGUGAUCGUAUUUCUGAAGAAGAAUGUUAUCCUGACCGGAGGGUUUGCUGGAGGAUUCCUGCUCGGAAUGGCAUCCUAGAAACUGCGCUCUACUCCCCCUUCAUGCCCAGCCUCCUCUGCUCUCCUCUACUGCUGUUGUCUCUCACUUAGAAGUCAAAGGAUGUUGUCAGCCCCUUCUGCUCACAGGUUCCAGCUCUUAUUUCUUACAAUGCUGCUUCUGAUUUUCAACUCUUUCCUCUCUGGACUAUAGGGUGCUGGAAUUGGUCUGAAAGUUUCUGACUCCCCGUGUUAUCAUU